CACACACACACACACCAACCCCCUGUGAUGCCAACCCCUCCAUUGCUGGUCAGCGGCAUGUCUGUCUGUCGAGGCGAUAUAAUCUAAACCCAACAUGGAGCAGACGAUGUGUUGACGGAGAUGCGACGGUGCAUGAAAAAGGUAGUCGAACCUCUCACGUUAUGAAUAUCGACCCGCCUGCUUGCAGUUAGCCAAUAGCGCUAACCCCAACUCUCUGUUCUCUGCCCUCUCCGUGCACUGCUAUUGUUGCACAUUAAACUGAUGCGAGCAUUUCUUUCAUCGCAAAAAAAUAAUCACGUCUUUCGUGUCGUUUUUUUUAAAGACAGCUGGCCUCCGCGCGGCGGGAUGAAGUAUGUGCGACGAUAAACGCGCAGAGAGAAAUCUGAGUCAACGUAAUCCUUCUGAGCAUCGGGGGAGAAGAUGAGGACCGCGAUGGCUUCGAUGAAAACAACAUUAUUCGUACUUCUACACUGGGGGCUCCAGUGCGCUGUGUGUCGCGACAUAUUUCUUCCUCCUGGGACCUUGUACCGCGUGGCAGGGUUCCCCCUCUCCCUGCCCUGUGCCGUGUCAGGAUACGAUGGCCCACGUACGCAGGACUUUGAGUGGUUCCUGAUCAGGGAUGACGCCAAUGGAAGGCAGAUGGGAGUGGUGUCCACCAGGGACAAGGGCUUCCCUUACGCCCCUUUCCAGGCCCGGGUGAAGAGUGGGGAGGUGAGGGUUGAGAGGGACUUGGGGGACAAAGUCCGGCUAGUGAUCCAGAGGCUCCGAGCUGACGAUCAGGGGAAGUAUGAAUGCUACACACCCAGCACGGACAUCACCUACCAGGGGAACUACAGCGCCAAAGUGCCUGUCAAAGUGAUCCCUGAUACGCUCCAGAUCAGUUUUACCCGCUCACUCACCGGCCAGCCCGUGCCAGAGGGGGCCGAAUUAACGCUGACAUGCUCAGCCGGCAUCCAAUCGGAGCAGCUCACCCAUCUGUCCAUCACGUUCGGGAAGCGCGGUGCUGGAGAGGGUUUGGAUAGCGGACCGGGAGGGGAGGUCAGCACCGCCAGAGAGAUUAUCUCCGUCGACAAGCUCCUGGGGGUCGUCCCCGGACAUUCGUACAAGAAGCGGUACGAUGACGGAGAGAUCACGCUGGAGAAGAGGAACGGGGAGGCGGGACUGGACGUGUACGUGAUGAAGAUGAGAGCGGUGCAGCCACAAGACACCGGCACGUAUUUCUGCGAGGCCUCCCAGUGGAUCCGGGACCCUGAUCGAUCGUGGCAGAAGAUAGCACAAAGGAUGCUGGAUAUUGGCAACUUGACCGUUCAGCAACUAGCGGAGUCUCUGAGUAUAACGUCCUCGCCCAAGGGGGAGGUGACCCUGCAGGUGGGCUCCCCUCUCAUCCUGACCUGUGAGGUGUUGGGGCUGCCGUCUGAAGUAAACGCGGGCCUGCUGGUUCAGUGGAUGAAGAGGGGAUCGGUACGCAGCGAUGUAGCCUGGAGCGGUGGAGUCGAGGUGGAGGUGGCCCGGAUGAGCCCAGACGGCGUUGUGAGCUGGGGGGACGACCUCAGCCGAGCUAGCGGGGGCUCUAUGGAGAAAGUGGCCGAGGGGAGGUACUCUCUGAAGCUGUUCUCAGCCCAGCCCUUAGACUCGGGGGUAUACCGGUGUGUGGUGAGCGUGUACGCUGGAAGGACAAACCCCGGCGAGUUUACUCCUGCAACACUCACCCAGAGGUCUGAGGGAGUCACCGUCAACCUCAAGAGCAAAGAUGUGCUCGUUGCAGCCGUGGCUCAGCUCCCUCGAGGGCCCCUUUUAAAAAGAGGCAGCACUAUCACCCUGAUUUGCAACGCCACUGUGACGACCACAGGCCCCGCCCAGGCACAGGUGCAGUGGCUGCGGUGGCCAAUCCCUGAACGAGUUGUCAAGAAGGUACCGAGCCCAGCAUCUGAUGUUGCUCUACCGGACCCCCCUGUGGUGCAAAAACCCAGACUGGUAGCUGCCCUCAUGUACGACGGUGUCGCAGAGAUCUAUGCCAACGGUAGUGAGGUUAGCGUCGACCGCCUGUCAGCCGGCAGCUACAGACUGAGGGUCCACGCAGCAACAAUCGAGGAUCAGGGCAUGUAUGCGUGUCAUGCCCAGGCGUGGGGUCAGGACCAGCAUGGAGGCUGGUACAACACGGGGGCCAAAGCUGAGUCAAAUGCAGUGACUGUUUACCUGUAUGCCAAAGCUGCUGACCUCAUCCUCAUCCCUUUGGUCGUCGGAGUCUCCUCUGCCUUGUUUGUGGGCAUCGUCAUCAUCGCAACGGUAACCUGCUGCUUCAUGAAGCGACUCGCCAGUCAGCGCGCUCAAAAAUAGAUGUCCGCAGUCUCCGCCUGUCUGAAAUCUGAAUGUUCGCGAAGAGGCACGAAAGAGGUGAUGCACUGAAAAUAAUGAAAGAAAUGGCAGAGAAACCACUUUCAAGACAAAAAUGACUCGCCCUGUUUGACUAUUUCUUUUGUGUUUUGACCAACCUGUUUAAUAAUCAAUGCCAAAAUAUUCUGUUUUAUAUUCUCUUGUAUUUUUAUAUCCAAACCUUCUCUGAGUAUAUUUUAGUGAUUGCUGCAUCUCGCACCAGUAGGCGUAAUAAUCUAGGUUUUUGAAGCCACCAUCCAAUGGUAGAAAGACUUUUUUAUGUUGGCUUCAUCCACCUUUUUGAGGAUUCCUUUGUCCAAGCUUAGCAUUGUUUCAAAUGGAGAAGGGUAGAAGUACACAAGAUUCGCAAGACUUUUGUGACCAGGUCAAAAGCACAGAAGGUACUUCAGGUUUCGAGUCUCUCAGAUGUGAGGAAAUGCGUUGGAUGCUGUAAAAUUUGUAUAUUUUCUACAGAAAAGCCAAGCAAACGGCCCCCUCAGAAGUCAUAGUUUGAUUGUUACAGUAUAAAGCUACCAAACGGUUCUCAGCCUGUAAUGGCUCUAUUUUCACACAUAUUCUGUGUUUUCACGUCGAUAAUGUUCCAAUUGUUCCUUCCCUCUCAAACUGCAUGUAUUUUUCUUUUCUUUUUCAAAAAAAAUAUCUCAAUGUCUGUGAAUGGUUAAGCCUCUAGCGCUGCCACUGACAGUCGCAUGAAUGCUGAUGGGAGCAGUUCAGCCUCCAGAAAGUUAAUAUGCGCAGGGACCUUCCACCGCCUGCAGCCCAGCAGCACUCUGCAUGUAAACACAGUCUCUGUCUGUUACUUAAGGAAGGCGCUGGCUGGGGGCUUUCUGAUGCCAGAACCAAUUGAGUAUCAAUUCUAAACACGAGCAUUCUUCGCCUGUGACACUUCAUGCUGAAGUGAGUUUUCUAUACGGACUUGUAUAGAUUUGACAAAGAGAAAUGGAAGAGAUAUCCAUUAUGCACUGAGCUAAAAUAUGUAAAUAGUGUAUGGAGUUUAGCUGUUUUAUUUUUCUUAAUGUGAGUAAGACUAUGCUGUCUUUGACAGAGCACCAGUGUUUAACAUUCUGCAGCAGUUUGUUCUUGUGAAGCACUUGGACACAUACGGGACUGGGACCAAAGCCCCUCAGUAUCCUUCUUUUACUUGAUUUUCUUCCAGCUGAAAAGUCACUUCUUUGUUCUACUUGAGUGAAUACUUCUGAGUGUUUUUCCUUCCCUUUUUUUUGUGAGCAAUUAAUGGUUCCUUUGCUCUUGUGACUGAGACAGAUAAAACAGUACAGCGAAAAGUAGUCCUACUUGUGAAACUGACAACCAGAAAAACACGUUGUUUCACACUGAUUAGGCAGCUUGUCCCUGAGGUUAAACUCUCCUGAGCAGCACAUUCAUAUGACCUGAGAGUCUUGCUAUCGUCGUCAUCAUGGGGUUUAGGCCACACAUCUAUGCAGCCAACUCAUUAUGACUAUAGCCUCCGCUGCUAGCCCACAGUACAGAUUUACUGUGUCUGCGCACUUAUGAGUGAAAUCCAUCCUCCUCUUCCUGUCCAAAGUAACACUUAAGAAGAGUUUGGUCAUGGGAGCGAGCCCCCAUUGUCUGACCACUUACAGUUAGAGACAUGUUUGAGGAAAGUAAAAUGUGUUAACCAACUUGUGGGCAGUUAAUUUUUCCUGCUUCUCUAAAUUCGUUUGCACCGAGCUGUACUUUGCUGUCUCAGUCUGUCUUUACUGCCCGUCUGUCUCCCGGUGGGUUUUCAAUGUGAGACUCCCUCUAAAUCUGCCUGUCCUCUCGAACCUGUGCGCUGUAAACCCCCGAUUAUAAAUGUCGUUCACGAACAUUAGGGAAUAAAAUCACAGCUCUGCUUGCUCCCUGAGCCACUUUGUUCCAGAUCAACUACUCAAAGCUGAUUUGUUCCCCCACAUAUUCCCCACACAUGAUUACAUAGUUGCACACAUACACGGACAGAAUGCACGUGUGCACACACAGCGCAGCAGCAGCAGCAGCAGCAGCAGCAGCAGCAGCAGUAGUCCUGGCUGGUAUUUCAGAUGAAAGUGAGUGAGUAUCUGCGUGUUCAUCUUUAAUCCCUGUUUAUGGCUGCAGUUUAUGUCCUGCUGCCCUUCCCCCUCCCUUUCUCUCUCUCUCUCACUGUUACAGAGUCGGUUUGGCUCGCCUUUCGAUUCAUUUCAAUCUCUGUUCCCUGAGAAAUACAGCCGGCUGUAAAAAGUGUAGCAUAUAGCGUGCAACAUGCACAAAGCUGCUGUCUAAGUUGAGCUUUGGUUUGAGGAUAUAUUAAACCCUUUCAUGAAGGUGUGAUGUUUUGAUUGGACUGUUUACUCAUGCUUUAAAACCACUGUUCCUGAACGCAUCUUGCUGCCACUGAAAUAUACACAGGCUGGUUAUUGCGAAAUUUCUUAUGGUGCUUUGGCGAACCUGCCAGUUAUAUAACCAAUAAACCACUCUGGAUUUAUAAAACAUGUCUUUGCUUUUAUUUAUUCCUUUAUUUUCUACUGCAUAUUCUGCAUGGAAGGACAUAAUACAAUCUGUCUGUUUGUGUGCUAGUUAAACAUACUUUCCAUUCAUUCAAGAGGAAAAAUACAAAACAUAUCUUGUGGUUGCAGCAGUUUCCAUGUUGGGACCAGCCAAGCAGAUGUUUACAUUUCAGCUCAAGUUAACCCUCAGCACUUUGUGUUGUAGUUUUAGAGGUAAUUGGGCAGAACAUUUGUCUUAUAUUGUUACAGAAUAACAUGGGAUCAUGCAAUCCAAAUAAUAGUACAAUUAUUUAAUUUAGUUUAAUUACUUAAUAUUUAACAGAAAUAAGAAAAAAAAACAUCUCCAGGACAAAACCACCGGUUUAAACUGCUCUCUGUAGAAUGGGAAAGAAGAAGUUGUAAAAGCCUGAUGGUUAAACAUUUACGUACAUGCUCAAUAUCUCAUAACAGCGUUCAUUUCAUGUAUUUAUUGGGUAAUGUAUCCAUCUACCAUGUCAUUUAGAGUGCAUCACAGCUGCAGACUCAAUCAACAAAUGAAAAUACCUUCCUCUCUACCAUCAGUAUACGGACUAAACAUUUUUGAAUAUGUUCCUGGAUGAUUAUAUUCCAUUCACAAAGCUCAAUUAACGCCGCAACAAUAAAUACAUUCAUUUUAACAAUGUUGUUAAGUGUAAAGUGAGAGGCAUGACUCUCAGUGGCAAACCCAGAGAUAAUUAUCACCUGACUGCAGUUUUUCUUUAGCUCUGCAGUGUUUUAGCGUCUUACAGCUCAUUGUUUGUGUUUUACUGUCCGUAAAUUAACAGCGGUUUUCAGCAAAGUAGCAGUUCGGUGCUUCCUGCCCGUCACCAAACAGACAGAGUUGUCAACUAGCUGGUGAUAACAAUGGGGCUAGAUAUUUCAGACCAGCGCUAAAAGAUGAGUGAAUAGUUGGUUUGUCAGAUUUUAUAUGUUGAUUUUUCAUUGUUGACUUCUCACCCCCUUAAGUGGCCAAAUUCUGCCCAAAUAAUGGACAUUAAGGGGCAUUUUUAUUUCUGCAAAUAUGACCUCCCCCCCAUUGUGUUCCUGCAGCAAAGAUGACAUUUCCAAUUGGACCAGCAAAGUGGCUCAUUGAUGGCUGCAGAAAAGCCAUCAAACAGAUCAAAUGUGUCACAGACCCGUUCAUAGAAGUUAAAAGAAAGCUAGUGAUAAAAAAGACAUGUCAAACAAAAUGUCAAAAUAAAAAUAAAAUACAAAAAAACAACAGAUGAUUUUAUUUUCAAGUAUAACAUUUGAUGAAUUAUGUCAAACGUAGACACAAAUAUAUUAAGUUCUACUAGACGCUGCUUCUGAAACCACCUGUCCCUCUGUUCCUCUCUGAGCUGCCAUGGUAUUGCAGUACAUCAGUUUACAGAGCAUUACAUCACUAAUGCAAACACUGUACCAAUGUUAAUCCUCUUCUUCCUGUAUGACUUCAGAGGGACGUGGCAGGCAGACAAACAGAGGCUUUGUGGCGGACUGAUAAGACGCUGCACUGCCUGUGGUUGGUUGGUUGGUUAACGUACCUGCUCUCCCAACCAAUCCCUGCCAUCUGAAUGUCAACCGAGGCAGGAUUAAACAUGCAACACACGCUGCAGGCCUAGUGCCCUCACAGUGGCAGAGCCUGUUCAAAGUUGUCACUGAUUUCACCUGUCUUCUGUGAAACGUUUUCUACAAUCAUGUCCAGAUUUAUUAUAAAUAUAGCGGGAACAAAAAUGCAAUGUACAAUUUUAUUUGCAGAUAGUUCUGAGUUUCUGAGGUUUAGCAAUACCAUUUAAAUACAUUUAAUAAUUCAAAUAAUUGGGUCAAGGAAGGUUAAGAAACUAAGAUAGCUUAUAACUACAGUAACUAUUAUCCCCUUGUUAAUUACUUUGUAUAUGAUAUUUUGUACAUUAAUUAUGGAGAUUGAGCUGGGAGGUAAUUAGCCUAGCUCAGCAUUAAGACUGGUAAGAGGGGGAAACAGCUCACCUGACUCUGUCCAAAGAACCUGCGUACAAGCACUUCUAAAGCUCACUCAUUUACAUGUUGUAUCCUGUUUCUUUAACCCGUACACAGAGAAUGUACACAUUUUCUCUUAAUAUUGUAAAUAAACAAGCUACUUGUUGAUUAAUGCACAACAUUUUGCUUACAGUGAGAUGUUCUAUGAGCACUUGACAAAAAAAAA
This is a messenger RNA of Anarrhichthys ocellatus (wolf-eel), 7053 nucleotides long. RefSeq names its product immunoglobulin superfamily, member 8 (gene igsf8). NCBI's taxonomy places the organism in Eukaryota, Metazoa, Chordata, Actinopteri, Perciformes, Anarhichadidae. The record is from RefSeq and is a predicted model, not a curated record. Gene Ontology annotation, cellular component: membrane. The transcript has 7 exons. Bases 421 to 2337 code for a protein of 638 amino acids.